AUGACAACCGCUACAGGAGGAACAGGCUCCAGCCUAGCACGCGCGAUCACCAUUGUUGCAGGUGUCUCGGCUUUGGUCGCCUCUUUCUUAUCAUUAGUCAAAAAUUACCGGAAACCACUUCUCCAACGCUAUGUGGUGCGCAUUCUGUUGAUGGUUCCGAUUUACGCGGUAUCUUCAUGGACGAGCAUCGUAUCUCUCACUGCAGCUCAGUUUUUGGACCCCGUUCGCGAUAUUUAUGAGGCGUUCACUAUCUACACUUUCUUUCAACUCCUCAUCAACUUCCUUGGGGGCGAACGAGCUGUCAUUAUCAUGGCCCACGGCCGUCCGCCCAUCUCACAUGCUUGGCCGCUUAAUCACUUUCUCCCUAAAAUUGACGUCUCCGAUCCUCACACCUUCCUCGCGGUCAAACGGGGUAUAUUACAAUAUGCAUGGUUGAAGCCCAUUCUGGCGCUUGUCUCUGUCAUCUUGAAGGCAACGAACACAUACCAGGAGGGAUAUCUUGGAUUAGGAUCGGGGUAUCUCUGGACAGGAAUUGUGUACAAUCUUAGUGUCACAAUCAGUCUCUACUCUCUGGCCAUGUUUUGGGUGUGUCUGCACGACGACCUUGCACCAUUUCGGCCAGUCCCUAAAUUCCUAUGCGUCAAGCUCAUUAUCUUUGCCUCGUAUUGGCAAGGAUUCUUCUUGUCAAUCUUGCAGUGGCUGGGGGCGCUCGGUAGCGUGGCAGGAUACACGCCCAACAACCUUGCUGCUGCCAUCCAAGACAGUCUGAUCUGUUUCGAGAUGCCAUUUUUCGCAAUGGCCCACUGGUAUGCAUUCUCGUGGCAUGACUAUGCAGACCCAUCCAUUUCGUCCGCGCGUCUGCCCGUGAAAUAUGCACUGCGAGAUGCAUUUGGUGUUCGAGACUUGUGGGAAGACACCUUGCUCACCAUCCGCGGCGACAAUUAUGAAUACCGGCUCUUUGAUUCGGGCGACAACAUCGUACCGCAUGAGGAGUCCGGAUCUCGUGUGAAGCGAGUAAUGGAUGGAAUGAGAUACGAGCGGGGCGGGAAAGCCAAAUACUGGAUCCCUAAGCCUGGUGAAAUCAAUAGCCGCACGCCUCUCUUAGGUGGGGAACCCAGUGAUCGUGGCAGUAGGAGUGAACGGGCCAGUCAGACGUCGCGAGAAAGGUUCCGGUCCUACAGUGAUAUCGAUGAAAUCGCCAUGGACGAUGAAGAUGAGCGACUCUUCCUCAAUGCCCGUGCCCUGGAAUUUGGGGACUGGAACUAUCCAGUAAUUACCGCCAACGAGGUGCCAAGGGAUCAACGGAUAUCGCCCGCGAUGCGACGUCAAGAUUCAAACCGAGGGGCGGAUAUCAAAAAGGCCCGCCGGCAUAAAAAGGGCCGGGCGUCAGAAGGAGGAAACGCCAAAGCCAAGCCAAGCUCCAAUCAAUCCGGUGACCGAGCUGGCCCAAGCUCGCCGACACCCGGUUCCUUGCAGCGAAACCCUAGUUCCACGAGCUCCGGCGGCACACGACGCAGCCAGCUGGUUGACCUCGUGGUGGAGAACACAGAGGCUGAAGAAGAAGACCGGGCUCAAACGCAAAGAACGUAUGGUUCUGCGCAUGCAGAGCCCGAACCCCGGCGAUUUUCGAGACCUUCAGGAGAGCCAAUUGAAGAGGAGGGGGCCGAGUCUGCGACACCUCCAGAGUCUAAUUCAGAAGCUAAUCCAAGGUCCAAAUGGAGCUAUGGUGACCUAGAACAGGACAAUGUUUGGGGCUAG
Penicillium brevicompactum is the source of this 1758-nucleotide messenger RNA. Its product is annotated as OSTA/TMEM184 family protein. Lineage: Eukaryota; Fungi; Ascomycota; Eurotiomycetes; Eurotiales; Aspergillaceae. The coding region runs from base 1 to 1758 and encodes 585 amino acids. The transcript is spliced from 6 exons. The record is from RefSeq and is a predicted model, not a curated record. Gene Ontology annotation, biological process: transport. Gene Ontology annotation, molecular function: transporter activity.